Andrographis paniculata is the source of this 699-nucleotide messenger RNA. Its product is annotated as heavy metal-associated isoprenylated plant protein 4. Bases 34 to 699 code for a protein of 221 amino acids. The record is from RefSeq and is a predicted model, not a curated record. The transcript is spliced from 4 exons. NCBI's taxonomy places the organism in Eukaryota, Viridiplantae, Streptophyta, Magnoliopsida, Lamiales, Acanthaceae. Gene Ontology annotation, molecular function: metal ion binding.
UUGAAGCUAAGGCAAGAAGAAGAAAUUCAAGAGAUGACAAAAGAAGAGAAGAAAUUAGAAGUGAUCACAGUAGUUUACAAGGCAUAUCUUCAUUGCCCUAAGUGUGCCCACGACAUCAAAAAGCCUCUUCUUAGAAUUCAAGGAGUUCAUAACGUGGAUGUCAAAUUUGAAAAGGGUGAGAUCAUAGUUACAGGGGCAAUCGAUGCCAAAAAAGUCCAAACACUGCUCCAAAAACGCUGUAAGAAAGUUGAGAUAAUAUUCGAGACUAAAGUUAAGGCAGAAGAAAUUAAAAAGAAGGAAAAUAUAAAAUCAAUUACCCUAAAGGCUUACUUCCAUUGCAACGAAUGUGAACGUGAGGUACGUCGACGGUUGCUCGUACACAAAGAAAUACAUAAUGUGAAGACAGACAUGAAAGCUCAGACCAUAACAGUAGAAGGUGUGAUCGAAAACGAAAAGCUCGUUGCAUACAUGAAAAAGAAACUCCACAAAUACGCAGAGAUUAAAAAACAAGAAGAAAAGAAGACAGAAACUAAAGUCGAGGUUAAGAAGAAGAAAGAAACAGAAGAUGAUGGAGACCAAAAAGUGGUGAAAGAGUUUGAGGAGGUUAAGAAAGUCGAAGCCAAACCUUAUUUCAUACAUUAUGUCUAUGCCCCUCAGCUCUUCAGUGACGAAAACCCCAAUUCUUGUUCCAUUUUGUAA